Molecule: messenger RNA, 1254 nt
Organism: Quercus lobata
Lineage: Eukaryota; Viridiplantae; Streptophyta; Magnoliopsida; Fagales; Fagaceae
Exons: 2
Coding region: 1-1254 (417 amino acids)
Source: RefSeq, a predicted model, not a curated record
AUGAAACUACAGCUUCAACAGGUCCAACAGGCUCAACAGGAAGAGAACCGGUCUAAGGAUAACAUGGAGGGAGAAAGGGAUAGCCAUAGGAGGAGUAUUCAUCAAAGACCAACUACUCCGGACGAGCAGAAUUCAGACCUCCUUCGAGAAAUGAGGAAGGAAAUGGACGAACCGAGGAACGCCAUUAAGGAGAAGACGGACCGAAGCGUAGAUAGAAUGGUAAGGGCCAUGGAUUCGCCUUUCACCUCGGCGGUACUUGAAUGCCCCGUACUGUCAAAGUUUCGCUUACCUCAACUUAAACCGUUCGACGGACUCAAAGACCCUCAGGAUCACCUUAAUACCUUCAAGACGACACUAUCUUCAACAGCCACCCAACAAGAUACUGUGUCAUUCCUUUCCCACCACUCUCAAGGGAACUACAAGUUGAGCAAUGCCUUCUUGCAUCACUUCAUAGAGGGGCAGUGUCCAAAGAGGCCGGCGGACCACUUACUCACCAUUAGACAGGGAGAGAAGGAAACUCUGAGGUCAUACGUGAAACGCUUUACUCGGGAGACUCUGGAGGUGGACGAAGCUGAUGACAAGGUACAGCUGACGACCUUCAAAGUGGGACUGAGAUCCAGAGAUCUCGUGGCUUCCUUCACAAAGAAUCCUCCAAAGACAAUGGCAGAAAUGCUUCUGAAAGCACAGAAGUACAUGAAUGUUGAAGAUGCUUUAGCAACCAUAAAGGAUGUAGAGAAGCCAGGAGACAAGACAAAGAAGGAAGACGAGAGUAGGGGUCAAAAGAGGGAGCGCCCAAAUCAUCAGAACAAUGACAAGAACAGAAAAAAAGAUGAUAAAGGUCCUCGAACAGUAAGGUUUACUCCUUUGGUUAUGCCCGUUGACAAAAUUUUAACGCAGAUCAAGGACGAGCACUAUCUCAAAUGGCCAAGACCAUUACACUCAUUCCCUAACGUCCGUGAUAAGAACAAGUACUGCCGAUUCCACAAGGAUCACAGCCACAACAUAGAAGAUUGUAGGGACCUAAAGGAGCAAAUAGAGGAGUUGAUACGGAAAGGAAAAUUACAGAGAUAUGUAAAGAAGGGGGAAUAUAGUAAGUUCAGAGACAGCAAUAAGAGCCAGCAUGAGUCCUCUUCCAAGAGUGACAAUCGCCCAUCCCAACCUCCACAGGAUGUGAUCGAGGAGAAAAAGAUGAUUACAGGAGGGCCCUUCUCAAGAGGGUCAUUUAAAUCCCUCAAGAAAGCAUACCAGAGGUAG